AUGGCGGGCUUAGACGGGCCCGUAUAUCUGCUGAAAACAAAAAAAAUUCCAUCUCAUUAUCAUCAUCAUCAUCAUUCACUCUGUUUUCGUUUUCCUCGCCGGCCGAAAGUGAUUUCGCAAAACACGUCCAAACCCGAAGUCACGACAAAAGACGAAAGGUGGGGAAAGCUCGGAAAUUUGGCAACCACCAAAUCCUUGAGUUUCUUGAUUCGGGCUCGGUCGAGAACGAAAGUCGCCCGAACCCUGUUUGUAGGCAGGGGAAAAGGGGACACGUUUCAUGUUGUUCCAAUAAAUCGAAUCCAAUCCCGGUGGGCCCUUGAUGAGGUCCCUCUCGAAAAUCGGACGAGAAUUUUGAACUACUCCGAGUUUGCAUGUCGAGGCCCAAUCCCGAAUAAAGCCCACGAUCGAGGUGGCAUCGCCGAUCGCGUGGUGGUUGGCUACGCCGAUGCAUAUGCCUCGGCCUGGAAAAAUGGUUACUUGCAGCGCAAGCGAGGUGACGGCCGGAGGGAGCCGAGGGGCGUAAUCAUAAAAAACGUCGGCUUCCCUCGGUUGAUUCGCGACGAGAGUGUCGAAAUCGUGGGCCGACGAGGAGGAGAAAACGGACACGGGGACCGAGUCGGUGGACGCGUAACGGAAAACAGGCAUGUUUUUUUCUGUGUCGAGAGGGUAAACUAA
Molecule: messenger RNA, 675 nt
Organism: Striga asiatica
Lineage: Eukaryota; Viridiplantae; Streptophyta; Magnoliopsida; Lamiales; Orobanchaceae
Source: the annotation of a GenBank genome assembly